CAACUAGAUUCUGCCCAGUACUCUUCAUAAAUUCAAGCAAUUUGUGUCUGUUUAAGAAAUUUUAAAAACAUUUUUAAAAAACUUUUCUGAACAAUUUUCCUUUAAAGCAUGGCGGACGAGGUAUCAGCGUAUGCCGCCUACGGCAAAUCGCUGCCAAAAAAGAAAGCACCAAAGAGGCAAGGAAAACGUUUGCCAAAGAAGACAGGAAAGCAAACGCCCAAGACACUAGCAAGGCGUUUGACAAAGAACACAGUAAACCGUGCGCAAAAGCAGCACAAAGCAAAUGGGCAAAAUAACGGUGCUGCAGUCAAAAGGGAAAAUGGCGUGCAAAAGAAGCCGAAAGCUAAGAAACUGGGCACACCCGACAACGCCAGCGCCGGCGCCACACGCAUUGACAGCACCAGCGGCAGCAUCACCAACAACAGCAAUAACAAGAGCAUGCCGUCCAAGAGGAACAAAGGCAGGAGAUCCGAUGGGUCCGAUACAGAGCAAAGUGAGUCUCUGGAUGAUACAGUUAAUAUGGCCAGAAAGAUGGCCGACUAUUUAAAUGAGCGCGGCGAGCAAAAUUUUGGCUCUGAUGAUGACAGCAGCGGCGGCAGCUACGAAGAAUACGACAGCAGCGACAAGGACGACGAUAUGAGCGAGAGCGGUAGUGCGAGUGAGAGCGAAAGCUGCAGCGAGGACUAUAAUAAAAGCAGCGACGACGACAGCGACAAUGAGUGCGGUGACGGCGACAGCGACAGCGACGGUGACUGCGGCAGCGAGGGCAGCAGUGCCUGGGAGAGCGAAAGCGGCGAUCAGUUUAGCGAGGAAUACACGCUGAAUAGCCACGCCAACAGCAGCAGCAACAACGACUGCAGCCGCAGCAGCAACAGCAACAACGAAAGCAGCAAUAGCAACAACGACUGCAGCCGCAGCAGCAACAACGACAGCAGCAACAGCAACAACGACAGCAGCUUCAGCAGCGCCAGCUCUCCCGAGACUUCAGUUAUGCCCGUUGACAGCAGACGCAAGGCACCCAAACGCAGCGAGCAUUUGUCCAGCAAUGCCGAUGCUAGCGAUUUCACCGAUAGCAACAACAACAACAACAACAAUACCAAACCGCCAGCUGCCAAGCUGCAGAAGCUUCAGCUGCAGCAAAAACUGAAACAAAAGCAACUGGAGAAACAAGAGAAACGCGCAAGCGCCGCUGCGCAGCGCGAAAAUGUGGCGCCCUUCUGUCCGCUGCAGCGUACAGCGACAAAUGCCAAGUCGUGCCCGCUGCCCAGCAAGGAGGCGGCCAAGCCGGGCCCCAAGUCGUGCCCGCUGCCCAGCAGGGCAGCGCAGGCAGCAAGUAAAAUGGCGCCAAACAAAAUGGCGGCCAAGUCGUCUGCGCUGCCGCCCAAAAACGAAAGGGCGGCACAACAAAAACGCGAUGAACCACAGGAGCAACAGCGGCCAAAAGGUAGACGCAGCGAGAGUCAGGUGCCGCUGCCUGCGGCAACGGGAGAGCCACAGCCGGAGGUGCAUCUGCAGGACAGUAUUGAGGAGGGCAAACGUAUGCUGCACUGGCUGAUAAAUCCGAUGACAUCCGAUGAUUUUUUCAGCCAAUACUGGGAGCGCAAUGCGUGCCAGGUGAAACGCAAGCAGCCAAACUAUUUCUCACAGCUCAUCUCGUUUAAGCUGAUUGAUGAAAUGCUGAUACGCAACCAUCUGGAGUUCACCACCAACAUCGAUGUGACCACCUAUAAGAAUGGGGUGCGUCAGACCCAUAAUCCGGACGGACGCGCCAUGCCGCCGACCGUAUGGGGCUUCUAUGGCGACGGCUGCAGCAUUCGCAUCCUUAAUCCGAGCACAUAUUUGAUUAAAGUGCGUCAGCUGUGCGCCAUGAUGCAGGAGUUCUUCCAUUGUCUGGUUGGAGCCAAUGUGUAUUUGACGCCGCCGAAUAGCCAGGGAUUUGCGCCGCAUUACGACGACAUUGAGGCGUUUGUGCUGCAGGUGGAGGGACGUAAACGCUGGCGUUUAUAUUCCCCGCUGCAUCCAUCCGAUGUCCUGGCACGCACCUCCUCUGGCAAUUAUAGCCAGCAAGAGCUGGGCGAACCGCUCUUCGAUGCCGUGCUGGAACCGGGCGAUAUACUCUAUUUUCCGCGCGGCACUGUCCACCAGGCGGUCUGUGACCAGCAACAGCACUCGCUGCACAUCACGCUCAGCGUCUAUCAGCAGCAGGCGUACGCCAAUCUCCUGGAGGAGCUGAUGCCUGCCGUGCUGCAGCGCGCCAUCAAACAUCAUUUGAGCUUGCGGCGCGGCCUGCCGCUGCACACUUGGCAGCAUCUGGGCCUGGCCAAGGGCGACCAGAAGAGCGAGCUGCGCGACAAGCUGCUGGGCACCACCAGGCGUCUGGUCCAACAAUAUUUGAUGCCCAGCGAUGCCCAAAUCGAUGCUGCCGUUGAUCAGCUGGCGAAGCGCUUCCAGCACGAGGCCCUGCCCCCCGUUGUGCUGCCCGAGGAGCACGAGCGCACCGUAUUCGGCUCACGCAGCCAAGCGAACUCCCAUGGUCAGUGCCUGUGCGACUAUGAGCUGACCGAGCGGACCAGCGUCCGUUUGCUGCGCGCCAACAUCUUGCGCCUGGUCGCCGAGGGCAGCAGCCUGCGUGUCUACUACUAUGUGGACAAUGCUCUCGAGUUUUGCAAAUAUGAGGCCAACUUUAUGGAGAUUCAGCCGACAGAGGCUGCCGCCGUUGAGGCCCUGAUGAGCGCCUAUCCCAAGUAUCUGAAGGUGGCCAAAUUGCCGCUGCGCAGCGCCGAGCGUCGCAUCGAGGUGGCCACCGCACUCUGGGAGCGCGGUCUCCUCAUGACCGAGAAGCCCUUCAAAUAGCCCGCUCAUUUAUCCAUUAGCUUUUAUAUAUCGAUUCUUAUUAGCAUCUAGUAUUUUAGCACAUUUGUAAUUUGUCCGCUUUCCAAGCUCUUUUCUCCUGGGGCUUUGGACUGCGCACACACAUACUACAUAAUCCAAAAAUUGUCAUUAAAGAUUCGCCUUAAUAUUGCUAGUCAUUUAAACAACAA
This is a messenger RNA of Drosophila montana, 3041 nucleotides long. RefSeq names its product Bifunctional lysine-specific demethylase and histidyl-hydroxylase NO66 (gene NO66). The record is from RefSeq and is a predicted model, not a curated record. The transcript has a single exon. Lineage: Eukaryota; Metazoa; Arthropoda; Insecta; Diptera; Drosophilidae. The coding region runs from base 109 to 2853 and encodes 914 amino acids.